Messenger RNA from Aspergillus affinis, 1125 nucleotides. RefSeq names its product putative phosphopantothenate-cysteine ligase. Bases 1 to 1125 code for a protein of 374 amino acids. Gene Ontology annotation, cellular component: cytoplasm; nucleus. The transcript has a single exon. Lineage: Eukaryota; Fungi; Ascomycota; Eurotiomycetes; Eurotiales; Aspergillaceae. Gene Ontology annotation, molecular function: phosphopantothenate--cysteine ligase activity. The record is from RefSeq and is a predicted model, not a curated record. Gene Ontology annotation, biological process: coenzyme A biosynthetic process.
AUGGAUCGAGCAAAAGCGGGAGCAGAUUUCUUUCGACAACACUCGCCCCCGGAGUACCUUGCUGCCCACGAGGUGGUCGCAAGCAGGUUCAUCGACUACCAUGCUGAGACAGAACGUCGCGUGGCCCUUGUCACAUCGGGAGGUACGGCUGUUCCAAUCGAGUCGAGAGCCCACUUCAUGGAUAAUUUCUCUCGCGGCACGAGAGGUGCUCGCUCUGCCGAGUACUUCCUGCACAACAGAUAUGCAGUGAUCUUUCUGUAUCGCCAGAACAGUCUGGUUCCCUACUCCCGGCGUUACACCCCUUCGAAGAGACCUCUCCUGGACCUUGAUGACGCCGAACAGGACUCUUCCGAUAAUGGAGAGGGUGGUAGAGACCCGCUCCGUAGAGGAUAUCAGGGUCAAAUACGUGAUGCCCCUAAAGGUCAGCGCUGCGCCAAGGAGUUCCGUAACUUACUCCUUCUGCCAUUUGAAACAAUCUCCGACUACAUGUUUCAGUUGCGAGCAGUGACUAUUCUAAUGCAGCCGUUGCACACUAAAGGGCUUGUAUACCUCGCCGCAGAUGUGACCAAGGUCUUCAUCCCGCCCAGGAGAAUGACUGGGAUUGGAAACAAGCCCUUACAGCCGUGCUGUCCAUUCAAGAAGAGCGGCAUAAGUGUAGUGGAUAGUGCAAACACUCGAGGUCAAGACAAACAAGCUGCGCCCAAGAAGCCCGAGAAUCCCAGUAUUGAGCUCAAACCGGUUCCGAAGUUCCUGAAGAACCUGGUGAACGAAUGGUUGCCUACCGGAAGUAUGAUCGUCUCGCUCAAACUGGAAUCCGAUCCAAACAUUCUGCUCUAUAAAGCGCGUAGCUCACUGAAGCGCUAUAAACACCAUCUCGUUAUCGGCGGUUUGAUCUCCAGUUCUCAUCGCGAGGCAGUUUUUGUUUCGCCCUGGCCGUGGUGCAAAAAAUGGGUUCGGGCUCCUGAGCUUUCGAGCAACGAGGGCUUGAUUAUAAUGAGCACUAGGGAGGAGAUUGUUGAGAUUGAGAGUCUCAUUGUCUCUGAGGUGGUCAGAUUGCACUCAGAUAGGAUUGAGAAGAGACGGAAGAAAUGUGGAAUGUUUUCGAAAAGAGAUAAUCGUAUCUGA